Ooceraea biroi (clonal raider ant) is the source of this 3048-nucleotide messenger RNA. RefSeq names its product GRB10-interacting GYF protein 2. The record is from RefSeq and is a predicted model, not a curated record. NCBI's taxonomy places the organism in Eukaryota, Metazoa, Arthropoda, Insecta, Hymenoptera, Formicidae.
UUCACCCUCUAGUUUAUUCGCCUUAGCAAUGACGAAAGAUGUGGAUGGACGAGCGGCGCUCGAUGUGCGGAUGAAUUUCGGCUAGAGUCUUUCAUUUAACUCGAUGGGUGCUACAUUCGCGCACGAUUUACAGCAUUGCCAUGUGACAUGAAGACAGGAACGGCGAAUGCGUCGAGCACGAUGCUGGAAGACGUCGCGGUAAUACGUGACUCCAAAGUGCCGUCCACGCUGCCAUCUUGAGUCAGCUGUCAAGCAGACGAUACGCAGCAUCUAUUGCACCACCUGGUCUUCGAGGGGACAUGGAAAUAUCUGAAAGCGACAUACAAGGAAGAAAUCAACCAGCGGGCUUGAUCUCCGUUUACGUUAAGCAGGAAAACGACGAGUCUGAGACGGAUCUCAAUGAGGUCGAGAUAAUCACAGCGGCGCAGCAUUUUUGUGCCAUCGAGAUUAAAGAGAGCAAAGACUGUAAAGUGAUCAGUCGGAAAGCGAUCGAUAAGGACUGCGCGCAGAGCGACACAAAUGUUUCCAACACCGCGGAUACUGCCGUAGGCAAUGCACAACACGCCGAGGGCGACGACGGCAUCGCUAGUAACGUGCUGGCGAAUCCAAUUUACUUGGAUGCUCUAGAUCCCGAUUCCAUAAACAUCGAAUUCCAGAAGCAGCAGCCAAACACGGCGACGGAAGUGUUCGUCAGGAACGGUGAACAGGUACCGACGAACAAUUAUAAUAUAUCCGCGGUGACGAUAUCGAACGAGUUCCUGAACGGGAUCAACAUCAACAUAAAGAAGGAGGAUAAUCACGGUGACGAUCACGGCACGUUGUAUACCACGGAAUGGUUGUGCGACGGCAGCAAUGAUGCCGGCAUACAAUUGAGAGUAUUAAAAGACGCGAAGCAGAACAUACAGAUUCCCAUUCGUGUCGACACCGGUGCGAUCGCGGUAGCGAAGCGACGUAAGGGUCAAUUACUAGAGGGCGAGGAUACUUUGGAGCAGGAGAAGGCCAAGAUAUCCAGGAGAUCGAAGAAGCACAUCAGGCUAAAGUCCACCGUGCACCAAGACUACCGAGAAAGGCUGAGGAGAAAGGCUGAGUGCAUGAGAGAGAAACGGAAGAAGCUGUAUGAGCAAGAGAGCGAGGAGCAACGCUUGGAGAGGCUGGCGAAGGAGGCGGCGAAGAGACGGGAGAUGAGAAUGUACUACGAAACGCCGGAGCAACGGAGGAAGAGACUCGACGCCGAGGCGGCGCGAAAGAGGGAGUACAGAAUGUACAACGAGACGCCGGAAGACCGAAGGAAGAGACUGGACCGCGAGGCCGAGAGGAGGAGAGUCAAGAGGCUGUCGAUGUACGCGAGUGAGACUCCGGAACAGAGGAGGGAGAGAUUGAACAAAGAAUCGGCAAAGCGAAGGGAAGCCCGACUGAAUCAGUACUCUAAAGAGACGGAGGAGGAGAGGAGGCAGAGAUUGCGAAGGGACGCCCUGCGGGCCAGGCAAAUGAGAUUCACGCGAUCCACUGUCGAGACGGAAGAGGAGCGUAGGCAAAGGUUAGUAAAGGACGCCCUUAGAAAGAGGGAGGUAAGGAUGCAUGGGAGCCAUACGGCGAACAAUAAUUUCACGGAACUCCGAACCGUUCGCAAUUUUCAAGAAUUGAACGAUGUGCAGAUGAGGGACAAUUCGGAAAAUCAGUUGGACAGCCACUACCUGAGCAACUGGAUGAUGUGGUUCCAGAACACAUUGACACAACCGGUGCACAAUGGAGAACAAAUCGCGGAGUCGCAAGCGCAGCAUAACAGAUAACUUGCCGCAUUCUCCUACGCUACGAAUGUGUUUCCACGAGUUUUUUUAUGUACAGCGAUGUAUGUAGCGACAAGUCUGAAUGUACUUUACAUACUUUACGUAUGUUUUCUAUACAGUUUUUGAACGCGAAGCGAUCGUAACGACAGAAUUACCACUAUACCACUAUGCCAGUGUAAUUACUUGUAAAGGACUUAUGGUAGCAAGAUAAAUUAUGAUUAGAAUCACUUUAUAACGCUAGGGUGCAAAUAAUUACGUCAUUUUAUCGCUAUUAAAGACAAUUGCUUUAAUUUAUUUCAGUGCAUUAAAUUUUGUAAUAUUUUACAAUAAAACAUCUUGAUGAUAGACAAUUCAGAAAAAAAGAACAAAUGAAAGUGGUUUUUCAGUCUUUGUCGAAAACAAUGCUGGAUGUAGUAACGAUUAUUAAAGCUGUUCUGGUCGUAAAAAAAUAUGAGGUAGGUUUUCACGAACUAACAUGUAAUAUACGAUAUUCGAUAUUAAGUGUGGAAUAAACUUCGUCAAUGCAUUGACGCGAUGAAGCGAAUGGAAGUGAUAUAUUAACGGAAACAAGAGAAGCAAUUCUUGCCAGUGCCUUUUAUUCAAUGUUCAAUAAAAUAAGUAUCCAGACUGAAUUCAUUAAUAUAUGGCACUUGAACAUAUGAGUGAAUGAUUCUGGUGAAAGUUUGACUGUCUCUUGUGCUAUUUGUACAGUUACUAUGUACUUCUUUUUACUCUACAGUUCCUUUAUAAUAAAUAAAAUUACAUUGUGUUAUUAUAUGUAUUGUCUAUUUCCUACAAAUGGCAAUUGAAGAUUGAAAAUUCGCGAUAGCAAGCGUUUUCAAAAGAUUCUGCAUUUAAAUAAUCAUAAGUGUUUCUCAUUUGUAAUGAAAUAUGUAUUACGUAUGUAUAAUUACACGCGCAUGCAAGAAUUAAAUAUUGCAGACUAGUAUCUCUGGGACUUGACGACAUGAAAUUUUUGUUUUCCUACGAAUAUUUGUUAUAGAAAUUUUAUGUAAUGCAAUUAGUUUUUUUUCUAGGUGGAGUCAUUCUAAAAUCAUUCUAAAAGCAUCUUCAUUUUUUUAAUCGACAAUGCGUAUAAGUAUAAUAAAUUUCCAAUAUGUAUAGCCAGCAUCAUAUCAAGAUUAUAAUGAAAAACCAUGUCAAAUAUCAAAACAUUUUGUAAUAAAUCCUUGAAAUUGUGCCAUUCACGUAUUAAUAAUGUAUCUGUUCAAUGGAAAAAUAAACGUUGCAUUGCAGAUAA